UCACGCUCUCCGGUGGCCAAAAUAAAGUUACGGACGGAGCUUCCCCUGUAAGAAACAUUGGCGCAUACGACGUAUAGUCUUUUAUUGUGAAAUCUGGGAACCCGGAACUAGUCAAACGGAGCUUAAACGUCUCUUUUCCGGUCGUCACCUUCAGUUCCGAACGUGCUCCAAUGGUGGUGGGGGGUCUUGUGACACUUUGAACCAAACAACCUCCCUAUUCCUGCCUCCUCGACCCCCCCCCCACGUGUAACCAGCCCGCAGCGCCGCCAUGAACCAAACGUCCUGUGCGUUCCUGCUCCAGCUCUCCAGGGGGGGGCUGACAGCGGCGGGCCGCCGCGGCCGCUCGUACUCCAGCAGCAUCAAGGUGCGCCCCUAUCUGCAGUACAUAAAACGCAAGGUCCUGUCCCAUCCCAGCCCCCCGUACAGCCACGUGUGCCAGGUGGGCGACCCGGUGCUGCGUGCGCACGCGGCUCCCGUGGACCCCGCCGCCAUCCCCGGCCCGGAGGUCCAAAAGGUCAUCGCCACUAUGGUGAAAGUGAUGCGGAAGCUGCGGUGCGUGGGACUCAGCGCGCCUCAGGUCGGGGUGCCUCUCCGCAUCCUGAGCCUGGAAUACCCCGAGAGGAUGGUGAGGGACAGCCCGCCCCCCUCCAGGGAGCUGCUCGGCCUCUCCGUGCAGCCGCUCAGGAUCUUCGUCAACCCCCACAUGACCGUCCUCGACAGCCGCACGGCGCUCUUCCAGGAAGCCUGCGAGAGCAUCUCGGGCUACUCGGCCGCGGUGCCCCGCUUCCUGUCGGUGGGAGUGUCGGGUCUGAACGAGAAGGGGGAAGCCGUCACGUGGCGCGCCAGCGGCUGGCCGGCCCGGAUCCUCCAGCACGAGAUGGACCACCUGGACGGCGUCCUCUACGUGGACCGCAUGGACAGCAAGACGUUCAUCAACAUCGGCUGGCAGGAACACAAUGAGUAGCGGACCUUUCGGGGGGGACAAACGCGGCGGGACGCAGGAAGGGACGCGCCUGUGUGGAAGUCCUUCACGACAGCGCAGCUGAUAGUGAAUCCUGAUUGUCCCCCCACGACCCUGGACGGGUCCAGGACACGGAGGACUCGCCUCAGGACAAACGCGACGGAUUCUACGUCCGUCGCUUUAUCUGUCUGAGGCGUUGAGAUUGUGUGCGACGUGACGAGUGAUACAGGCGAAUAAAAAGGAGGCUGACAGGUCCAGUAGGGAUCCUCUGACCUUAUUGCAUUGCAA
Gasterosteus aculeatus aculeatus (three-spined stickleback) is the source of this 1249-nucleotide messenger RNA. Its product is annotated as peptide deformylase, mitochondrial. Gene Ontology annotation, cellular component: mitochondrion. Gene Ontology annotation, molecular function: peptide deformylase activity. The record is from RefSeq and is a predicted model, not a curated record. NCBI's taxonomy places the organism in Eukaryota, Metazoa, Chordata, Actinopteri, Perciformes, Gasterosteidae. Gene Ontology annotation, biological process: peptidyl-methionine modification; N-terminal protein amino acid modification.